Moneuplotes crassus is the source of this 2416-nucleotide messenger RNA. Lineage: Eukaryota; Ciliophora; Spirotrichea; Euplotida; Euplotidae. The record is from the annotation of a GenBank genome assembly.
UGAUGAUCCUUAUGUAAAGAAGACAGCAGCUAUCUCGGUAGCAAAGAUCUAUCAUACCAUGCCCGAGCAUACAAAAGAAUUGGGCUUCAUCAAACUCCUCCAAGGGCUAUUACAGGAUGGGAAUGCUAUUGUGGUUGCAAACGCAGUGGCUGCCCUAUUUGAAAUUUCAAGAGUAGCAGGCAAGAACUAUCUAAAAGCUAACAAAGAGACUAUUGGAAAGUUACUAAACACAUUGAACGAGACCAACGAAUGGGGGCAAAUCUACAUUUUGGAAAGUAUCAUCAACUAUAAGCCUAAGGAGCAGAAGGAAGCAGAGGAGAUCAUAGAAAGGAUCAUGCCUCGUUUGCAGCAUGCAAAUCCAGCCGUUGUGUUGGGCGCGACAAAGAAUGUCCUCCACUUUUUGAAAUUUGUAAAUCUCAAAUCUAACAAGACUACUAUUCUCAAGAAGUUAUCUGCUCCAUUGAUCACUUUGCUUUCAUCUGAACCAGAGAUUCAGUACAUUGCUCUGUGCAACAUUCUAUUGAUCCUGCAGCAGAUUCCAAAUGUAUUCGAGAAAAAUGUCAAGAUGUUCUUCUGUAGAUUCUCAGAUCCAAUUUACGUCAAAUUGGCAAAGUUGGAUGUGAUGGUGGGAGUUGCUGACAACACUAAUGUGGAUAUCAUCAUCACUGAGCUCCAUGAGUACUGCAACAAUAUUGACCAAGACUUCGUCAGGAGAUCAGUCAAAGCUAUCGGCCAGGUUGUCGUCAAAGUAGACAGAGUUGCCAAGAAAGGAGUGGAAGCUUUAAGAGAGCAUGUUAAUCAAGAACAAGGUUCUGACUCUGCUCUACAGGAAGCCGUCAUUGUUGCAAGUAAAAUUCUGAGAAAAUACCCUAAAAAGUUCGAAAGUCUUGUUAAAGACAUCGUCAAACAACAGGACAGAAUUGAUGAGCCAGAGAGUAAAUCAGCAUUCAUUUGGAUUCUGGGAGAGUACUCGAAGAAGAUUGAAGAUGCUGGAGAAAAACUACAGGUCUACAUUGACUCCUUCACUGAUGAAAACAUUAAUGUCUGUUUACAAAUCCUCACCUCAGCAGUGAAGAUGUUCAUCAAGGAUUCUGACAAUUAUGAAGACAUGGUGAUGAAUGUGCUAAAACUCGCAUCUGAGUCAUCAGCUAAUCCUGACCUGAGAGAUAGAGGAUAUAUUUACUGGAGAAUGCUUUCGACAGAUCCCUCUCAAACCAAAGAUACUGUCUUGGCUAAGCGUCCUGAAGUAGAAGAAGACCUUACCAAGCUCAUGGACGAUGAGACAAGGGACAUCUUCAUAGACAUUUUCAUUUCCGACACAAAACAUUCUGCAUUAAGACCUGAGAAAACAGCUUCAGCUCCAGAACCAGAUUCUGAUGAAGAAGUAGAAGAGGAAGAGAAGCCUAAGAAAUCAAAGAAGAAGGACAAGAAGAAGGAAGAAACUAAGGAAGAGAUCGAGCUUCCCGAAGAAGUAGUAACUGAGGACAAGCCUAAAGAUGACCUUGAUGAUAUCUUUGGACUUGGGAUUGGAGAUGAUCCUGUGUCGAAUGAUGAACCAGCAGUUGAUCCUCUAGCAGGAAUUUUGGAUGAAGGCAAUGGAGGAGGUGAAUCGACUCAAGCAGCAUCUCCAUGGGAUGAUAAUGGAUUAUUUGGUGGCUUUGGAGCUUCAGGAAGUGAAGCUUCUUUGUUUAUUAAAUCAGAACAUGCUGAAGUACUGAGUUCAUCAACUCCUGGAUCUCAAAAUAAAGCAGCAGGUUUGCAGAUUAAAGCAAGAUUCUAUCGAGAAGGGACUUCGAUUAAGCUAGAUAUGAUUUUCUACAAUUCUACUGCUGGAAUAAUUUCAGAUUUUGACAUCAUGAUCAACAAGAAUCCAUUUGGAUUGAAGCCAGGACCAAUCAGUGUUAUUCCUAUUUCUGCUGGACAAACAUUCACUACUACAGUUGAGUGCUCAAUUGACCAAAGUAAUGCAGAUUUGAAAAACCCUCCACAGUGCCCAUAUUACGUUCAGACUGCUAUUAAAAAUUCUUUGGAUGUAUAUUAUUUCCAGUUGCCAUGAUUGCUCCAUACCCUGUUACAAGGAACCCCAGUUGCAGUAACCCAAACCCAAUGACAGCAAAUGGCAAAUAGUAUAGCGAAUAAGCAUUCAUUUACAGUUAGCAGUGCAAGAUUUGCUGGAUCAGCCUCUGAUUUAAAGACAAGAAUGCAGUCCAACUCUUUCUAUCCGAUAUAUGACGAGUUGAACAGCCAAAUAUUCGCUACAUCAACUGUGAACAAUAUUCCCAUCCUCCUGAGAUGUACUCCUGAAGGGAGUAAUAUCCAAAUAAUAGCUUGAACACCUGUGGCUCCACUCUAUCAGCUGAUUGAGGAAGCCAUUAAAGAAGUUAUAAGCAAGUAAUAGCCAUUUGAAUUCAAAUUA